AACACCCGAGGCCCUUUGGCGGCGAACAACAGGCAAGGCACUUCCGGUGUAUGUUGCCUAGGCGCCGGCCUGCUGGGCCUGAAGGGACGAAGUUGGUGGGUCGUCCCCUCCCCUCCCCCCCCAUUUUUGGGGGCCGAGAUGUCGGGGCUCAGCUACCCAGAGAUGGAGGGCUGUCGUAACCUGCUCGGCCUACUAGACAACGAUGAUAUCAUGGCCCUGUGCGACACCAUCACCAACCGCCUGGUGCAGCCUGAGGACCGCCAAGAUGCCAUUCGUGCAAUAUUAGUGUACAGUCAAAGUGUAGAAGAGCUUUUGAGGCGUAAGAAAGUCCACCGGGAAGUCAUAUUUAAGUACUUGGCAACACAGGGGGUUAUUAUACCUCCAGCUACUGAAAAACACAAUCUUAUUCAGCAUGCAAAGGAUUACUGGAAAAGGCAGUUACAGCCAAAAUUGAAGGAAACACCAGAGCCAGUUAAGACAGAGGACAUGAGACUCUUUCAACAGCCGGAAAAAGAAGAUAAGAAAGCUGAAAAAGUUGAUUUUCAUCGAUUAGGAGAAGAAUUCUGUCACUGGUUCUUUGAACUUCUUAAUUCUCAGAAUCCUUUCCUGGGACCGCCUCAAGAUGAAUGGGGGCCACAGCACUUCUGGCACGAUGUCAAGCUUAGGUUUUAUUACAACACCUCUGAACAAAAUGUGAUAGACUACUGUGGAGCAGAAAUUGUAAGCCUUCGUCUGCUGUCACUAGUGAAAGAAGAGUAUCUUUUUCUCAGUCCCAAUCUAGAUGCCAGUGGACUGAAAUGUGCUUCUUCUCCCCAUGGUCUAGUUAUGGUUGGAGUUGCUGGGACUGUCCACCGAGGGAACACUUGUUUGGGCAUUUUUGAACAAAUAUUUGGACUCAUACGCUGCCCUUUUGUGGAAAAUACUUGGAAAAUCAAAUUUAUCAACCUGAGAAUUAUUGGAGAGGGUUCUCUUGCUCCUGGAACAUUAAUGAAACCAGCUAUUACAUUCGAACAUGGUGAUCUAGAGAGCUUUUAUAACGUAAUUACUUCAUGUGGUACCAACGAAAUACAAGUUGAUGUAAGGCAGGCAUUGGAUAGUGGAACUGGAGACCAAGCUUUAUGCAGUGGAGAUGAGGCAUUGUUGAACAAAAGAGAACUGAGUUUACCCAACCCUCUAAAGCAUUGAGGACUGUAUGUCAGUCUAAAAAAUACAGAAACUCUUCCAAAUACCACAUCAGUAAUGUUUAAGUGAUUUCAGAUGGGAGGAUUGACAUAUUUUAGUUGAAAUAUCUUUCUUGACUACAGACUAAUAUAUUAUGUGAAUACUUGCCUCUUUCUACCUGAGUUGCAGCCAAUGUUCUGAAAGCUUAAUGCAGUUCAUCAAAUAAAUCCCACUUUAGAUGGUAUAACUAACGGUGUGCCUUAGAAACCAGGUAAUACUUUCAUUUUACUUAGUGAGUAUUCUAAUAUCUGUACUUUUCAUAUGAGAGAGAUUUAAUGUAAACUCAAAAGUUAUCACUUUAGGAAACUUGAAUAACAUUCUCACGAAAAAGUCCAAUAAUUUAGCAGGUAGAUAAAAAAUUACUUUCCCUUUUUAAAAUUUGAGGAACAUUUUUCAAAAGUUACCUAUAGUACUCCAAGCUGAUCUAAGCCUUCAGCUAACAGUUUUAUACAGCAUUUAUUGUAGUACCGUAUAGAGGAAACAUACUGUUGAAAUUUUUAAAGAGGUGUGCCCAAUUCCUUUACUGUUUUCCUCUUGCUUGAUCUUGGAAGAGGUGACAAAAACAUAAAACACAAAACACACAUACAUAAAUUUAUAAUGUGGGAUAUCUAUUAUAUACAUAUAUAGACUCCCACAUCAUAAAUUAAAAUUAUUAGGAUUUUUCACCCACAAAUUGUUAAUACAAGGUUUGAAUUACAAGAUUAAGUUGCCAGAUUAAUUACUUAGUUGCUUUAGGGCUUAAAUUCUUCAUCACCUGGCAACUAUUUGCUGAUCUUGGAUUUAGUUAGUAAUUUUAAUUUACAAAAUUUCCAUAUGGAAAAAAUUGAGCUGGGCAUUUUUGUGAUGAUGUGCUGUACAUGGUAAAUUUUUACCUUUAACUCUUCUGAUGAUCACCUAGGGUAAUAAGAAAUUUUGGAAGCAAGAGGAACAAACUUUUUUUUUUUUUUUUUUAAAUGCCAUGCCUUUAUGAGGAGUACAAAUUGAUAUGUCUUAAAAUAAGAACUUAAUAAAGGAGGCAAAUCCCUGGUCUGCUCUAAGAAUAGUGUAUUGUUUAAAGACAGGUUAUGGUUUUCUCCUUUAAGUAUAGAGUAUCGUUAUAACAUGUACUCAAUAAAUUUCCUAAGUAAAGGAUAAAAUUAAAAAAUAUUCCCAUCUGUUUUCUUUGUGGCGUAAUGUCGAGUACUGCAGAAAUACUACUAUAGAUGCUCAGGAUGGGCCGAAGUUGCCUCUAGCUACCUUCAGUAUUUACUUUUUUGAAUUCGUGUAAUGCUCAAGUAAGGUUGCAGUCUCUGUAUGUUCUUUUUUUUUUUUUUUUUUUUUCCUGUAUGUUCUUUUAAUCAAUCUUGGAAAUUUGAAAUCUUCCUGACAGACUCUCUCACUUGAGGAUUGGAAUUAUGAUUUAUUUUCUGUGAAUCCCCACAGCUGGGCAACACAGUAGGACCUAAUGUUUAACUGAAUGGGUAAAGGAAUGAGCAAGCCAAGCUUACAUACUGUGUAGAAGACUUUUCUGCAUCUAGAUUUUGUCUUUGGUUCUUAUCACUGGUGGUGUUUUGAUCAUUUCAUCUGUUUGAAUUUCAUACAUGGAUACACUGAAACUUUGAGGAUCCAAGCUAACUCAGAUUUGGGGGAAAUUUUAACCUUUUAAAAUUUACUCAAUUUAAAAGCCCAGGGGUCAGAAUGGGAUAAACUGAAAGGCCCUAACCAUUAUAGGUGAAGUGUAUACUUUUCUGUUCAGAGAAAGAAGACCUGGAGAUUCUUGAAAUUUAUUCAUGAAGUUUAAAGUUUGGUCAGGUCUUGGAGAAAGUCCCAAAGCACAGUGCAGAUUGAACUCUACUUUUGCUACCAUCCAUUUGUUUUGCUUAUGUUAGGGAAUGGCAGAGACCCCAGCUUUUGGUCUUUUUUGCUUCAUUUCACCCUCAGCUGGAGUGUGAAAGUUGUUGGAGUGAAGUAGUAAAAAAUACAACACUCUACACAUAUUUCAUAGUAAUUGAAUAGUCAAGCC
Panthera uncia (snow leopard) is the source of this 3223-nucleotide messenger RNA. RefSeq names its product chromosome C2 C3orf38 homolog (gene CC2H3orf38). The transcript is spliced from 3 exons. Lineage: Eukaryota; Metazoa; Chordata; Mammalia; Carnivora; Felidae. The record is from RefSeq and is a predicted model, not a curated record. The coding region runs from base 139 to 1185 and encodes 348 amino acids.